UUGAUGACCAGAGUGGGCAAAUUCACCAGAAGCGACUCAAUCUGAGAAGACAAUGUCACUGCCGGUGGGACCAGGUUUGCCUGAGAAGGACGGUUCUUGCAUUUUCUACAAGUUGAUUGUGGCCUCCAUUCUGGAAGACAAGAAGCUGAGAAUACCGGACAAGUUUGUUAGGAGAUAUGGCGAAGAACUUUCAUCAGUUGUUACACUUACCGUUCCAAAUGGCGGUGUCUGGCUUGUGGUGUUCGAAAAAGUCAACCAGAAAUUCUGGUUUCUUAAUGGUUGGCAUGAAUUUGUAGAGUACUACUCCAUUCAAGCUGGCUAUUUCUUGGUCUUUAGAUAUGAAGGAAAGUCGAACUUCAAUGUUCAUAUCUAUGAUCUGAGAACCUCUGAAAUCAAGUAUCCAUGUGCAACUGUCUGUAAUAGCCAAGAGCCUCAUCAUCACGACAAGCAACCUCUUCCUGACUCUGUGAAUGAUGGACAGAACAAUGCUCCUGGAAAAAUUAUGGAUUCUAAAAUCAAGCAAGCUCUUACUACUUAUGGAAACAUGAGUAUGAACAAUGGGACCAGUGAAGACUACCUGCCAAAAACAGAUGCAAAGGAUGGAACUGAAACAUUUCGACCUACUCGGGAUAUAGGUAUUCAGAUUGAUGCAAACAGGCUCAUGACUGCUGCAGAUGAAGUUGAUUUGCAUUUGAAUAUUGGAGCAGAACCAAGAACAAAAAAGAUUAAACAAGAAACCGAAUCAGGCAAAGUCCAAGUGAAACAAGAGUUACCCGGAACAGAAGCUUUUUCCAGGACUUACAUACGAAGAGAAAGAAUCUUCACAGCAGAAGAGAAGGAAAGAGCAUACAAUGCUGCUUUGAUGUUCAAGCCUAAUAAUCCUUCUUGCACAGUUAUCUUGCGACCAUCAUAUGUGUAUAAGGGCUUGCUUUUGCAUAUGCCUUGCAGAUUUGCUCGAAAGUAUCUGAGUGGGGUUACUGGAUUCAUCACUCUUCAGGUUCCUGAAGGAAAGGAAUGGACUGUUCGCUGUGUUACCGUGGAUGGUGCUGCUAGGUUGGGCAAGGGAUGGCCUGAGUUUGUGUGGCAAAAUGACUUGAAUGAAGGGGAUGUUUGUGUCUUCGAGCUGAUCAGCACGAAAUCUGUGGUGCUGAAAGUGACCAUAUUCCGAGUUGUUGAAUUUGCCCGAGCACCAGCUAUGAAGCAUUAAAGUAUUACAUUCAACAAACCAAUCUCAUGUACAAUCCAGUAGUUUGUAGUUUAUUCAGGUUUAGCUUCCUGUUCUGCUAAUACCCUAUUAAAAGUUACAGACAAUUGUCUCCGGAAU
Carica papaya (papaya) is the source of this 1324-nucleotide messenger RNA. RefSeq names its product B3 domain-containing transcription factor VRN1-like. The record is from RefSeq and is a predicted model, not a curated record. Gene Ontology annotation, molecular function: DNA binding. Lineage: Eukaryota; Viridiplantae; Streptophyta; Magnoliopsida; Brassicales; Caricaceae.